This is a messenger RNA of Scatophagus argus, 3765 nucleotides long. Its product is annotated as beta-1,3-galactosyltransferase 2-like. Bases 1143 to 2405 code for a protein of 420 amino acids. Gene Ontology annotation, cellular component: membrane. Gene Ontology annotation, molecular function: N-acetyl-beta-D-glucosaminide beta-(1,3)-galactosyltransferase activity. The record is from RefSeq and is a predicted model, not a curated record. The transcript has 3 exons. Lineage: Eukaryota; Metazoa; Chordata; Actinopteri; Scatophagidae.
CCCUUGAACAGAGCAGGCAGCAACAGCAGCAGAGACAGCAUGACGUGGUGAGAGCGUGUGCUGCCACCAAGCCUGAAGCUGCCACACAACUCACAGAGCUACCUCCUGCUCAUCUUCCUCCUCCCCCGCUGAUUUUAGCCCUCUAGUCCUCUCAUAGACAACACGACGGUGGACUGCAAGAGGCUGCCGAACGUACAAGGUGAGGAGAGGAAAGCGAUAAACAAAAGAAAAGACAGCAGAUGUAGAGGGGGCAGGGAAGUUAAAAUAAGAGCAUGUGCUUUAACGACGAAAAGGGACCGGAAGAAGAAAGGAGAAUUAGCACAGAAAAGCUGAACAGAAAAACGCAAGACUUGGACAUCACCCAGAGAGGAUUCCAAUCUAUACACUGCUGCGCUGAUAUAUAUAAGACGACAAGCGAGGACAGCUGAAAGGACCCAGGGCUGCAGCUAACUGCCAACUACCGACUCUCUACUGCCUUUGACCAAAAAGCAGCAGCAGCAGUAGUGCAGCACCGUUAGCAUCAAGCCUCUGGGGACAAUGCGCCAAGGCAGAUAGAGAGACUGCAACACUAGAGUUCUGACACAUGUUCUCCCCAUGCACUCACAGACGCAACUGUAAAUGUGUGUGGUAGAGAGCUAUCAGUACCCAGAAAAGACUAAAUUUCCCCUUCUAAUUUGAGUUAAGAGAAGAUGAUGAUGAUUUCUCAUAUAUUGUGGAAAUAAAGGAGAAACUGGGUUGUAAAUCUGAAGUUAAAUUGCAAUUUGGCUAAGAGCACAGUAGAAGCAGUGACCAAAAGGGCGAUCACUGUGUGAGGAUUGCAAUUCAGCACAUUCAGGAAAGAUGGAUGCCAGAGGCGUACCUACAUCGAAACGGCUCUGUUUAGGUCUCCACCAACUCCUGAGGAAAAUAACUGGCAGGAAAUCACUAGAAAAACGUUAGAGUGGACUCACAACUUACAGCUGGUUUGGCAGACCACAACCAAAGGAUUUUCAUAUAGGGAAAUGAGUCCACACCACUGGGUCCCUUAGGCAACCCAUCAUAUACUUCACUUUGCUUCCAGGGAUCAAGGCCCUGUCAGAAGCUUCUGACGACUGAUCUUCAAACGGUGGCAACUGUCUGGAUGAAUUAGUCCUGCGGUAAUCAUGCAGUGGAGACGACGCCACUGCUGUACGCAUGCAGCUAAAACUUUGUAUCUCCUCUCACUGCUGGGUGUACUGGUCUUUCUGGUCCACCAGGUGUGGCUGCCUAGGUUCACAGGAAUGCCAUGGUGGAGAGGCAAUCCUGUGGUGUACGGAGGCGGUGAACUUCAUACCGCCAAAACCAAGUGGAACACAAGCGCCCAAUAUUCAGCAUGGAGGUUUGUUAUUGUUCCUCAGCCGACCUUCAAGGCGAUUGCCAACAUCAGCUCACACGAGAAGGAAGGUGUCUCCUCUCCUCCAGGAGACCCAAAUUUUGUAGACACUUUAGCAGCCAGGGUAGAGGGAGAACUUAGUGGCAAAGCAAGCCAGGGGCCUUUCACUUACAUCAUCAACGAGCCAGACAAAUGUGCAGAGAGCAAACCUGCCCCAUUUCUGGUGUUACUGAUAGCCACCGAGGCUCGGCAGGUCGAGGCAAGAAAUGCCAUAAGGCAGACAUGGGGGAACGAGAGUGUGGCUCCUGCUUUGGGAUUCAUUCGUCUGUUUCUGUUGGGGAAAAAUGACGGAGAGCUUGGAAUUUUACAGCAGAGGAUGCUAGAAGCAGAGAGCCGGAGAUAUCACGAUAUCAUUCAGCAAGACUUUAAAGAUUCCUAUAAAAAUCUGACCAUUAAGACAUUAAUGGGAAUGAACUGGGUGGCAAUUCAUUGCCCACAAGCAAGCUAUGUCAUGAAGACGGACAGCGACAUGUUUGUCAACACAGAAUAUCUCAUUUACAAACUACUCAGGCCAGAAAUUACGCCUAAGAAGAACUACUUCACAGGCAAUAACAUGAGAGGCUUUGCACCCAACCGAAAUAAAAACAGCAAGUGGUACAUGCCCCCUGAGCUGUACCCAAGCGAGAAGUAUCCCACCUUCUGCUCAGGGACUGGCUAUGUCUUCUCUGGCGACUUGGCAACAAAAAUCUAUCGAGCAUCCCUAAGUAUCCGACACCUACACCUGGAGGAUGUGUAUGUGGGGAUAUGCCUGGCCAAGCUCCAGAUCGAGCCCACUCCUCCAUCUAAUGCAUUCCUGUUCAACCACUGGCGGGUGUCUUAUUCCAGUUGCAAGUACAGCCAUCUGAUAACAUCACAUGGAUUUCAUCCCAAUGAACUACUUAAAUACUGGCAUCACUUGCAAAGCAACAAACACAAUGCCUGCAUCAACACACUGAAGGCGAGAGCAGGCAGGACACACUCAAACAGAAUAAACAGAGAAAAACCAGCUCAAUAACUGAAAAAGUAACUGUUAACUCACCUUGUUAAGUACAAAUAAUGUUUUUUUUUUAAACACAGCACAUUCUCUUCUUAGCCUGACAUCAAGGGAUUAAUCCACACCUUACCCAUACGAGAACUCAACAGAAAUUCUGAAUAAAUAUUGUGCAAAAAAUGAUGGAAGUUCUCUGAAAAGGUUGUCAAUUUUGUACAAAAGGGAAGAGAAACAUAUAUAUCUGCGCGAAGCCCCUGGAGACCUUAAGUAUACAGUUAUAUUUACAAAAGUUUAACUUGUGUUUACUGUGGGGCAAAAGCUACUUUUUUGGAAUAAUGUAAGAUCUACUUCAUGUGUUUAAUACUGUAUAUGCUGAGUGGACAGUAUAUAGUGCCAAUAAAACAUUUCAAUGUCUAACAAAUAGUCAGCGAAGUCACUUCAAAAAAGACAAGUUCACACAUGAUAUCAGCUACUAGAGUCUGACACUGUUGUGGCACAAAUGUUCCUCUUCUUCCAUUAGUGAGGUACUGUCUCAUAAAAAAUUCCAUUUCAAAGAGUUAGAGAGACCAGCUAGCAAACAGCUAAGUAACAUAAUGUAACAUUAUUUUAGAUGAUGCACCACUAAUUACGGCCUUAAAAACGAUAAAAGACAACCCUUUCCUUUCUGUGUUUUAUGCUGAUUGUCUACGAGGUCAUAAAACGGGAUUACAAAGACCAGCGGGAGUUUCUGUUAUCUGAUAAUUACUUUUUGAAAAAACAAAACAGAAUAAACUGUUCAAGGCCGACAAAUUUAAAUCUCUCCAGCCAUAAUGUGAACAUAAUUCCCUUGUGUUCACACCAAACACAGAGCCAACUAUUUGUGUGAACUGAUUAUAUCAAUGCAAAGCAUAAUCAUACAAUUUUAUUCAACUUUAGCAAAAAACAGUUGCGCGCGUUGAGGGGCUUUGGAGGAUGUUGUGUGAAAGCAAACGAGUGGUGUGGAGGGACAGAGCCACUGCUUGGCUGCUGAGAUCUGCAAGGCACUGGAUAUUGUAUACUCAAUAUUGUGAUUAUAUUAAUUGACUUAAUUCAACUACUUGAAAAACAAAGACUAAGUGAAUGAUGAUGGUGGUUCUGACUCAUUACAUGGUGAUACUCACAAGCAUCAGGUUACAUAAUUUUAGUUUUAUUGCUUACUGCAGUUAGGGGCUGGGAAUUGUUUUAAAAAAAUUAUGAUACCACUACAAGGGAUAGACUGAUUGUCAGUUCUAAAUAUCACUUAUCAGUCUCCUUAAAUAUUGAUAAUUGGCAUCAGCCCAGAAAAAACCUGAUCCCUAACCAGUACCACCACCAAAACCCUUAAAGUGGAACUGAUCCCAAUAAAGUACUUCAUUCAAUAUCCAGU